Zingiber officinale is the source of this 1370-nucleotide messenger RNA. RefSeq names its product uracil-DNA glycosylase, mitochondrial-like. Gene Ontology annotation, molecular function: uracil DNA N-glycosylase activity. Lineage: Eukaryota; Viridiplantae; Streptophyta; Magnoliopsida; Zingiberales; Zingiberaceae. The coding region runs from base 159 to 1118 and encodes 319 amino acids. Gene Ontology annotation, biological process: base-excision repair; base-excision repair, AP site formation via deaminated base removal. The record is from RefSeq and is a predicted model, not a curated record. Gene Ontology annotation, cellular component: mitochondrion; nucleus. The transcript is spliced from 6 exons.
AUCGGGAUCAUCAGUUAAGGCCUUAAUAAAUGAUCGCCUAGUGAUAAAGGAGAUCGAAGGGCAGAUACAAUCAAAAUGUUACUUAGAAAUGGUUACCCUUGGAACGAGGGAUAGGAAAUGAUGCAUAAUAGAUAUACCCAAUUAUUUAUCCUGAAGCCAUGGCUUCCUCCUCCAAAGCCCUAGGCGAGCUCCUCCGCUCGCCGAAGCGUCUCCGCCCGAUCUCCCUCUCCACGGAAUCCAUGCCCCUCAAAUCCCCCCUCUCCACCAUCCACGCCCCUCCUCUCGCCUCCGGUGAACACCCCUCCGCACUCACGUCGGAGCAGGCGAAGAGGGCGAAGAGGGUCGACGCCGACCGAUCCCUUUCCCGAUGGAAGCGGAACCUCAGUAUCUGUUCCGAAAGGAUCGCGACAAGGAAAGGUACUCAUUCCGAUCCCUAUGUGAAGCUGGGAGAUCUCUUGAUCGAGGAGACAUGGCUGGAGGCUCUCCCCGGCGAGCUUCAGAAACCCUACGCGCAGAACCUGUGCAGGUUUGUGGAGAUGGAGAUGCGCGGCAGCGUUCCUAUCUACCCUCCGCCCCACCUUAUAUUUAAUGCUCUUCAUUUGACUUCCUUUGAUGAAGUCAAGGCAGUCAUUAUUGGACAGGAUCCUUACCAUGGACCUGGUCAAGCCAUGGGUCUUGCAUUCUCAGUACCUGAGGGCAUCAAGAUUCCAUCAAGUUUACGUAACAUGUUUAAGGAACUUCAACAAGAUGUUGGGUGUUCCUUGCCAUCACAUGGAAAUUUAGAGAGAUGGGCUUUACAGGGAAUCCUGCUACUGAAUACUGCCCUUACAGUUAGGGAACAUCAAGCAAACUCACAUGCUAAGAAGGGGUGGGAGAUGUUUACUGAUGCUAUUAUUCAAACAAUUUCCCAGCGGAAAACAGGAGUUAUCUUCCUUCUAUGGGGCAACUCUGCCCAAGUAAAAUCUAGGUUGAUUGACGAGUCGAAGCACCAUAUCCUAAAGGCUGCUCAUCCAUCUGGUCUUUCUGCUAACAGAGGCUUCUUUGGAUGCAGGCACUUCUCGCAGACGAAUAAGAUAUUGAAGAGACUUGGCCUUUCUCCCAUCGAUUGGCAACUUUAACUGCUAGGCGUUACCUUUCUCAGCUGCUGCCAUUCAUCUGGGCUUGAUGAAUCAAGCCAUUGUGCUUGACCAAAUGUUGUCCCAAGCUUUUUAUCAUUGACAUCUUAUGUAUGGGGUGACUUGCUAAGUUCGAGCUCAGGUCAUGUGGAGUCAAAAAUUUACCUGGAGUGUUUCUGGACUGGAAAACAGUCUCGCUUUGCCUUGUGAAUUGCAUCAGUGAUGAUUUAGUAAAGGUUUUGCUAAAGUAAGACA